GAGCCGCCGAGCCCCGCUUGCCGAAGCCCGUCCCUGCGGCCGGCCGUCCUCGCCAGUCCGCCCGAUCGAGCCCGGCGUCCCGCGCGCGUCGGGGCAGCGCGGAGCCCGCCGCCAUGAAGCCGGCGAGGACUAAGACACCCAGGAAACCUCUAGUGAAGAAAGGAUCCCAAACGAGUCUUAAAGACCCAGUUGGGGUAUACUGUAGGGUGCGCCCACUGAGCUUUCCUGAUCAAGAGUGUUGCAUAGAAGUGAUCAAUAAUACAACCGUUCAACUUCAUACUCCUGAGGGUUACAGACUCAACCGAAAUGGAGACUAUAAGGAGACUCAAUAUUCAUUUAAACAAGUAUUUGGCACUCAUACCACCCAGAAGGAGCUCUUUGAUGUUGUGGCUAAUCCCUUGGUAGAUGACCUCAUUCAUGGCAAAAAUGGUCUCCUUUUUACAUAUGGUGUGACUGGAAGUGGAAAAACUUACACGAUGACUGGUUCUCCAGGGGAAGGAGGGCUGCUUCCUCGUUGUUUGGACAUGAUCUUUAAUAGUAUAGGGUCGUUUCAAGCUAAACGAUAUGUUUUUAAAUCUAAUGAUCGGAAUAGCAUGGACAUACAGUGCGAAGUUGACGCCUUGUUAGAGCGGCAGAAACGAGAAGGCAUGCCCAAUCCCAAGACCCCCUCGAGCAAACGACAAGUAGAUCCAGAGUUUGCAGAUAUGAUAAAUGUAAAAGACUUUUGCAAAGCAGAAGAAGUUGAUGAAGAUAGUGUCUACGGUGUAUUUGUCUCUUAUAUUGAAAUAUAUAAUAAUUACAUAUAUGAUCUGUUGGAAGAGGUGCCCUUUGAUCCCAUAAAGCCUAAGUGGAACAGUUGCAGCACGCCCAUGAGGAACACAGAUUUGGUACCUCCACAAUCUAAAUUGCUGCGUGAAGAUAAGAACCAUAACAUGUAUGUUGCAGGAUGUACAGAAGUAGAAGUGAAAUCUACUGAGGAGGCCUUUGAAGUUUUCUGGAGAGGCCAGAAAAAGAGACGUAUUGCUAACACACAUCUGAAUCGUGAGUCCAGCCGUUCCCAUAGCGUGUUCAACAUUAAAUUAGUUCAGGCUCCCUUGGAUGCAGAUGGAGACAAUGUCUUACAGGAAAAAGAACAAAUCACUAUAAGCCAGUUGUCCUUGGUAGAUCUUGCUGGAAGUGAAAGAACUAACCGGACAAAAGCAGAAGGGAACAGAUUACGUGAAGCCGGUAACAUUAACCAGUCACUAAUGACGCUAAGAACAUGUAUGGAAGUCCUGAGGGAGAACCAGAUGUAUGGAACGAACAAGAUGGUUCCAUAUCGAGAUUCAAAGUUAACGCAUCUGUUCAAGAACUACUUCGAUGGGGAAGGAAAAGUACGCCUGAUCGUGUGUGUGAAUCCAAAGGCCGAAGAUUAUGAAGAAAGCUUGCAAGUCAUGAGAUUUGCAGAAGUGACCCAGGAAGUGGAAGUAGCAAGACCAGUAGACAAGGCAAUAUGUGGUUUAACGCCUGGCCGGCGGUACAGAAACCAGGCUCGGGGAGGUCCAGUUGGAGAUGAACCACUGGUUACAGAAGUGAUUUUACAGAGUUUUCCACCUUUGCCAUCUUGUGAAAUUCUGGAUGUCAAUGAUGAGCAGACUCUUCCCAGGCUGAUUGAAGCAUUAGAGAAACGACAUCACCUCCGACAAAUGAUGAUUGACGAGUUCAGCAAACAAUCGAUUACUUUUAAAGCUUUGUUGCAAGAAUUUGACAAUGCUGUUUUAAAUAAAGACAACUACAUUCAAGGAAAACUAAGUGAAAAAGAAAAGGUGAUCUCAGGACAGAAACUGGAAAUAGAACGACUGGAGAAGAAAAACAAAACUUUGGAAUAUAAGAUUGAGAUUUUAGAGAAAACUACUACUAUCUAUGAAGAAGAUAAGAGGACUCUGCAACAGGAACUUGAAACCCAGAAUCAGAAACUUCAGAGACAGUUUUCUGACAAACGCAGAUUAGAAGCCAGGUUGCAAGGCAUGGUGACGGAAACAACAAUGAAGUGGGAGAAGGAAUGCGAGCGUCGAGUGGCAGCCAAACAGUUGGAGAUGCAAAAUAAACUCUGGGUCAAAGAUGAAAAACUGAAACAACUGAAGGCUAUUGUCACUGAGCCCAAAACUGAAAAGCCGGAGAGACCAUCUCGGGAGCGGGAUCGAGAAAAAGUUAGUCAAAGAUCUGUUUCUCCAUCACCACUACCUCUUUCUGGUAACUAUAUUGCUCAGAUUUCCAGCGGCCAGCAGCUCAUGAGCCAGCCACAGCUACAUAGGCGCUCUAACUCUUGCAGCAGCAUUUCUGUAGCCUCCUGUAUUACGGAAUGGGAGCAGAAAAUACCUCCGUACAACACACCUCUCAAUGUCACAUCUAUCGCAAGGCGUAGGCAGCAGGAGCCAGGACAAAGUAACACUUGUGUCGUGUCAGACAGAAGGCGAGGGAUGUACUGGACUGAAGGCAGGGAGGUGGUUCCUACACUCAGAAAUGAGAUAGAAAUAGAAGAGGAUCACUGCUACAGGAACGUACCACCAAUUCGUCUCCGACACAGACGAUCACGCUCUGCAGGAGACAGAUGGGUAGAUCAUAAGCCUGCCUCUAACGUGCAAACUGAAACAGUCAUGCAGCCACAUGUCCCUCAUGCCAUCACAGUAUCUGUUGCAAAUGAAAAGGCACUAGCUAAGUGUGAGAAGUACAUGCUGACCCACCAGGAACUAGCCUCCGAUGGGGAGAUUGAGACUAAACUCAUUAAGGGUGAUGUUUAUAAAACAAGGGGUGGUGGACAAUCUGUUCAGUUUACUGAAGUUGAGACUUUAAAACAAGAAUCACCAACUGGUCGAAAACGAAGAUCUCCCACAGCAGCACCUGCCCAACCAGAUGGUACAGAGUCUGAAUGGACUGAUGUAGAAACAAGGUGUGCUGUGGCUGUGGAGAUGAAAGCGGGAUCUCUGCUGGGGCCUGGCUAUCAGCAUCACGCACAGCCCAAGCGCAAGAAGCCAUGAACUGAAAGUCUCAGUAAGGAAAGAACAUUUUUGUUUGUGUUGGUGAUUUCUCCAAAGCCAAACCAGAAGGAGCCUUCUGAAUCAUCUUACAGAACUCCAGCUUUGUUGAAUGUCACAGAACUCAGAUACACCACACUGGCCUAGAUCAGAGAUUCCUCUAUGGCUCCAAAGACCUCUAGGAGUCAACAAACUAUAUUAUAUGCCUUGCCGUAUUUAAUAUUAAUUGCAGAGAAAGACUCCCUUUUCUCAUUGCUGUAGGAACUUUUUUAUAAUGCUAUUUUUUUUUGUAUAUUUCUUGUAUACUUAUAAACUAAUUCAUGCAAGUGUUUUUCUUGGGUGAUUAAGGAAGACUAUAUCUAGAUCACGCUUUUUUAUUGUGACUUUUCCGGCUCUUGUCUAAAUAUUUCUUAAGGUUUAUAAACAACACAAAUGCUGCUAUUGAUUAGCUGCAAGAAUGCACUUUAGACAUAUGACAAUUCAAACUUUCAAAAUAAAGGUGUCAGUGACUGGCCAAUAAUAAAACGAUUUUAGGAAGUUGUUUUGUACGUAUAUAUUCACUUUCUGACAUUUAGAUAUGCCACAAGAUUUAAAUAAAAAACACUAAGGAAUA
This is a messenger RNA of Diceros bicornis minor, 3627 nucleotides long. RefSeq names its product kinesin family member 23 (gene KIF23). The transcript is spliced from 24 exons. The record is from RefSeq and is a predicted model, not a curated record. Gene Ontology annotation, biological process: microtubule-based movement. Lineage: Eukaryota; Metazoa; Chordata; Mammalia; Perissodactyla; Rhinocerotidae. Gene Ontology annotation, molecular function: microtubule binding; microtubule motor activity; ATP hydrolysis activity. Gene Ontology annotation, cellular component: nucleus; kinesin complex; microtubule. Bases 114 to 3017 code for a protein of 967 amino acids.